GAAAAAACCUCCGCCUACGAACCUACGAAGAAGAGGAAGAACAACCUGUCAUCUUUGUCGAUUUGAUUCAUCAUCGCCUUCUUGAACACACAGAGAGGAAAAGUACAUAAUUUGGAACACAUCACAGCACUGUUCCUCGAAAUUAUGCACCGUACAGUAUAGUGUGCCGUUCUUCCGGAAAAGUUCUUCAUGGAGUGCGUAAAUUAGAAGUGUGCAAUAGCAAAUUAGUGUUCCGUAAAGAAUUACCACCAUCGUACCGUUUCCAACACUGAAAGUACUGCGAAGGUGUAAACGUCAAUAGCGGAAACAAAAGAGGGCGAAAAGCACGAAAAAAAUCCCAUCCCCAACGUCCCGCAGUGGUCCUUGUAGGAGUACAAAUCGUAUGCGCGUGUGUGUGAAUGUGUCUGUGCGUAUAGAGGGUGAAAGUGAGCCCUUGGAGUUCCGGGCAAACCAAACGCUAGACGGGAGUUUCUUUUCCUGUCCCAGUGGUGGACAAAGACGUCGUAUUGAUAAGCGAUAGAAGUAGUACAUCCCACACCCGAAAAUCGUGCCCGAAGUUUGUUGGUUUAUGUACGUGGCAUUCUAGAAAGGAUUAUUAACGCCGAGCAAUAGCAGCAGGACGGAAGUAUCCAGUGUAGUCCACAACCGGAACAUCUUUCACGCCAGCAAACAUGAGUCUUUUUGGAACAUCAUCUUCGCUCAACUCAGACAUAGAGAAAGCUACCAGCGAAAACAAUACGACGGAAAAUUGGAGUCUUAUAUUGGACAUCUGUGACCGUGUAAACAAUGGAUCGGCGACACCGAAGGAUUGUCUAAAAUGCAUAAUAAAAAGAUUGAAUUGUCUCAAUCCUCAUGUGGUUAUGAAAGCGAUCACGCUGCUCGAUGCGUGCGUUAAUAAUUGUGGCAAACAGUUUCACCUGGAAGUCGCAUCCCGCGAGUUUGAGACAGAGUUUAAGAAGCUUCUGCAGAAAAGUCAACCAAAAGUGACAACGAAGCUAAAGCUAACCCUGAAACGUUGGGCAGAGGAGGUGUUCAAGUCUGACCCGCAGCUCGAUCUGAUACCUUCGCUGUACAAAAAGCUGCGUGAGGAAGGUCACGAUUUUAACGAUCCAUCGGCAACACCAAAGCGCGAAACGACGCUCAGCAAAGAUCCGAACGUCGUGUCUAGUCAGCAGGAGGAAGAUGACAUUGCGAAAGCGAUUGAACUUUCGCUAAAGGAAGUCAAGAACACGCAGUCUCCGAAAAUGAUGUCAUCAUCGGGAGCGACUGCAACGUCUUUGUAUCCUUCUGCUUUGUUAUCCACUUCUGCACCGGUGGUUGAACCGCGAAAGGUUCGCGCACUUUAUGAUUUUGAAGCAGCCGAGGAUAACGAACUAACGUUUCAAGCUGGUGAAAUCAUUAUGGUUUUGGAUGAUUCCGAUCCAAACUGGUGGAAGGGACAGAAUCAACGUGGCGAGGGACUAUUUCCAUCCAACUUUGUCACGGCGGAUCUAUCCGUGGAGCCCGAAUCCCUUUCCGCGGCGUCCGGCAAGGGUACGAAAAAGAGUGUUCAAUUUUCGGAUGAGCAAAAGCUGGAUGGUGAUAAGGAUGGACAGCAGAAGCAGCUACAGUCGGCGACGGUUGAAAUUAAUGAGGAAAAGAUCGAUCGUUUGCUGCACCUGAUACAUGAAGCAGAUCCGGAAGAUCCGUCACAGGACACGGACGAAAUGCUGCAGCUCGAGCAGCUCGUCAACCAGAUGGGGCCGAUGAUUGAUGCGGAGCUGGAGCGGGUCGAUCGAAAGCAUGCGCAGUUGACGCAGCUUAGCAGUGAUCUGGUGGAUGCAAUCAAUCUGUACCACAAUCUGAUGCGCGAACCGGAUCGUUCGGCGAUGAUGUCGAUGGGAGGCCCUGCAGGUGGCUAUGGAACUCCCGGUGGUUAUCCGGGCGGUCCAGUGAACCCAAUGUACGGAAUGCCGGCCAUGUACCAGAGCCUUCCGGGUGUAGGCAUGUAUCCUAUGGCACCGGGAGGACCACCAUCGAUGCCGGGUGGCCAGCCGAUGCCGGGAUACAGCAUGGGCCAUCUUCGGCACGAUAUGACGCAAAUGAAUGUUGGCACGAUGCCUCAGUUCCCCACACCGCAACAGCAACAGCCUCCCCAAACGGCAAUGCACCAUCACCAUCAGCCUCAUCCGGCGCAGGGCGGAUCCAUGCAGACAGUUUCUCAAAAUGGUCCCACCACAAACGGGAUGCUUUCACAGGUUGCACCGAGUACAUCGUUGGCCGGAGUUAGCAGCCAACAGUCAGCUACGACGGUCGCGCCACAGACGAUGCCAAAUAUGACCGGCGGUCCGUCGAUGCCUCCGCAGCACGGAGCGAUACCGCAAGGAUUCUCUAAUCCCACGUCGCCCCCACCAGUCGGUAUGUCCGGUCCCUCGUCUCAUCAUCAACUGCAGCAAGCACCAUCAAACCCUAAUCAGCAUACGCUUCCCCAAAUGCGACCAAUAGGGCAGCCUCCGGUCAGCUAUCCUAGCUACGUUCCUCAGCAACCGCAACAACAAAACCAACCGGCAGUGUCUCAGCCCGUGCAGCAAAAUACCGCUUCGCAAGGAAUGCAACCGGGAGUUGGGGCGGUGCCCGUUUCUGGUGGACCACCACCAACAUCCACACAACCGGUCCAACCGAACCUGAACCAUCACCACCAUCCAAGCCAACAUAUACCGAUGAAUAUGCCGCCAACUCACUUUCCUCCCGCCUCUGGUGCACCCUCCCAUCAACAUCAACAACAACAGCAGUUCAUGCCUCAGAUGGGACCGCCGAUGGGUAAUUUUGCCCCGAUGGGGGCCCCAAUGAACAUGUUCCCUCCCGGUGGACCUGGUGGGGUCGGUGGGCCUUUGUCGAUUAACACAAACCAUCCGGGACCCCAAAACAUUCCCAUUUAUCAGCAACAGCGGUAAGCAGGAAUAGUCGUGGGGAUAAAUAGUGGGGCGUGGGAGGGAAUUUUGGGGUCCAUCUCGAUCACUCAAAUGCAAAACAAUUUGACCAAUGCCACAGUUUUUGAAUUUCGAUUCGAUUCGAUAUGGAGGGGCGCCCGGGAUUGUUUCGAUGCAUAGGGUACAUGCGCGGUGUGGUCGGUUGAGGUAUUCUUUUAAACUGAACUUUUCUAGCCAUAAUUGAGCGUAAGAAAAUUGUUGCUUUCUGUUUGUCUGUAAUAUGUUUUGCUUAAUUGUCUCUGCAGUGGAAUGAAGAACAUUGCAUGAAAGAGAUAAAUUAAUCAUUGUUUUGUUUCGGUGUACGUUCGAUGAUGGCUGAUCGCACAUGAUAUUCCCAAGCGAAAAAAUGGAAAUACCGAGGGUUGGUGGCUUAGUUGAAAAAGUACGCUGAGGGCUUUCUUCAUUCAUCGCCAAUGCACUUGGCUUGAUAAUGCGAUCGGAUUGUGCAACCCCAUUGCUGGCAAUAAUAAUAAUAUUAAUAAUGCAUUACUAAAUACAUUACGUUUUUGAAACAGUAUAGAAGAAAUGCCGCUGGAGAUGCUUCCGGCUGUGGUGUGAUUAGCGGGGAUGGAAUUCUGAAGGAAUAACAAAAAAAAAUUCAACAGUGAUGAGCGGUGGAUUUAUUGGUAGCGAAGGCAUGGAUCGGCUUAUUUUUGAACAUUCGCAGAAUCUACAAACGAAUAGGAUUUAGCGUAAAAAAAGUGAAUAUAUAGGAUAUGUAUUUAUAUACGCAAUAUCAAGAGGUGACCGACCGUUCGAUAGUUAGUGCGGUCGAGUUGGGUUGGAUGUUUUGUUAUCCUUGGUAAAAAAAACACGUGCUGCAGUAACGAAGUGGACGUAUUGAAAGAUAAAUCCUGAUUGAAUGCUGUAAAAUAGUUGAGCUACGUACAUACAUACACACCCUACAUUGAAAAAUAAAUAUACUAAAUUAAUAACA
This is a messenger RNA of Anopheles funestus (African malaria mosquito), 3906 nucleotides long. It is a transcript of the gene Stam, whose product is annotated as signal transducing adapter molecule 2. Lineage: Eukaryota; Metazoa; Arthropoda; Insecta; Diptera; Culicidae. Gene Ontology annotation, biological process: protein transport to vacuole involved in ubiquitin-dependent protein catabolic process via the multivesicular body sorting pathway. The record is from RefSeq and is a predicted model, not a curated record. The coding region runs from base 672 to 2933 and encodes 753 amino acids. The transcript has 6 exons. Gene Ontology annotation, cellular component: ESCRT-0 complex. Gene Ontology annotation, molecular function: phosphatidylinositol binding; ubiquitin binding.